Messenger RNA from Linnemannia hyalina, 2529 nucleotides. Lineage: Eukaryota; Fungi; Mortierellomycota; Mortierellomycetes; Mortierellales; Mortierellaceae. The record is from the annotation of a GenBank genome assembly.
AUGCCGUCCACACCAGUCCGUCCUCUCUCAAACCACCUGGUGAUCAACACCCACAACCUCUCCCAGGCACACAACAGAGGUUCGCCCAGAUCCGCCACCUCAAGAGAUUCCUUGAACGCCCUCAAGGAAUCCAACAAACCCCCCAUGGACAAACGACACAGUUUCGGACCGUCCUCCCUCAGCCAUAGUCACCUCCUCUCUGCCGGAGGAAACUCACCCAACGGAAACGGGAACCAUAACGGAAACGGUGACAAUAUCAAUGGCCAUGCCAUGUUCCAUGGACACCUCGGUCAUAGCCAUUCUUCUCGGCCGCGGCAGAGCUUGGCCCUGACUCUCCUCAGGGUUCUGUCUAUGGGACCUGGCUUCCUCGGACUUGUCUACAGUAUUAACGUCGCAAGAGACUCCCAGCUCUUUGGCAGUAUUCAGGAGCAACAGGACAGACAGUUCUCUCGGGAUAAUGGCAUGGACGACGGCAUACCCUUGACUCGAUCCGACUUUUGGAUAGCCAGCAUGUACUGCGGUCUAUCGAUGUACUGGGCUUUCCUUCUCACAACGGCAUUCACCCAACGUCUGUCGCAGUCUUAUCGUGCUCCCAACGUCGUCCUCAGGAUCACCCUUGCACACUUGUUGAGCUGGGUCCUAAUUGGCAUCAUCAUUCAGUCAAGACCCCCUACUGAGCCUAUCCGUCCCUGGGUCAUCAUUACAUUUGGUCAGGCCCUUCUCCUGUUUGUGAUCACAUACCUCCCUUGGUGCAGGACUCAGAUGAAGCUAGCGGGCUUCCCAACCAUCUCUGACCGAUUUGUUACUAAUCCUCUCGAGGACGGAUUCAUGGGACGUGAGAUCAACGGACAGUCUGUCACUCGCUUCCUCGUUCUCCCUCUGGUCAUCGUCGGCAUGUGCUCGUGGAUGUUGAUCAUUACUCGAGGACAGCACAGUCCCGGCCAGGACUAUGCCCAACAAGGACAAUGGCAGCAGGAACAUGGCACCCAAGGAGGCGUCAAUGUUCAGGAUCCUCCCGCCCCCAUCAUCAAGCCAGUUACCCCAGGCAGCCUUAACACCUUCCUCAUAGACCGCGAGCAGGACGACCGUAUGGUUAUUUGCAUGAUUGUGCUCUCCUCUGCCACCCCUCAGGGCUUCCGUAACCGCCAAUUGUUCCGCGAGACGACGUUGAAGCUUCUCCCAAGUCCCCGCAACAAGGCCGUCAUUGUCAAACACCGCUUUAUUAUCGGAACUGGCAUUACAGUGAAUGUGCAGGAUAUUGAGCAGGAACACAAGAUGACAAACGAUCUGUUGAUUGUCGAGGCCCUCGACACUGCGGACGGUAAGAGUGCCAAGUUGUACGACGCCAUCAAGUGGGCCGACCAGCUGGACUUUGACUACCUAGUCAAGACCGAGGAUGAUGUUCUUGUUCGCAUGGAUACCUUGUCUGGCGAGCUUUACAAGCAAGGCAAGAAGGAGUUCUUCUGGAAGGGCCUCGUCUUCAAGAAUGUUCCAAAUACUCGGUUGGACGAUAUGGAUUUGAGGGAAAUGCCAAAGUUCACGGACGGGACAUUGACGACUCUCUCGAGGGACAUUGUUGCAUUGUUGGCUAUCCCCGCACCCCGCUACUUUGUUGCCAGCAGCGCCCAGUCCCUCGGAAUCUGGCUUCACGGAUACGGAAUCAAGCCCGUCCACGACACUCGCAUCCAGUCCGGCGCAUUUGUGUGUGAGGAAGAUCUGGUCGCCAAGCACUUUGACAACGAGCCUAGUCUUACGUCUCAGCCACGCGAUGAUCCCAUCAAGAUGGUGGAGAGGAUCAACCGGAUCCGAGCAGAGCUCAAGAGGAACAAGGACAACCGCAACUUUAGGACUGAGAUCUCAAUCUGUGAUAGCCGUAUCCAGAAGCGGUGUGCAAUGUGCUACUCGUGCCAGGGUCGUGCUUCGAACUGGAAGCAGAUGGGCUUCGAUUGUAAGCCAGGUGGCGUUAUUGUGGGCGACAAGUACAGGAAACCAGAGCUCAUUGACGCCAAGCAGAUGGAAGAGUUGCUCAACCGACCCCCGACCGGCGUGUCGGACGAGCUCGAGAUGGCUCAAUUGAAGGAUUACCGUCCUGAAACCCGAGCACGGAUACAGGCCGAGCAGGAGGCACAGCGUCAGGCAGAACUCGAACUUCAACAACAGAACGAGUCGGCAGGAGAGGGAGACGAGGAGAGUGAAGAAGGAGAUGGAUCUGAGGAGGGCAAUGAGGAAGAAGGAUCUGAGGAGUCAGGAGCAGAGAACGAGGACGACGAGCCCAUGACCUCGCAGGACGAGGAAGAGGCCUUGGACGAGUCUGAAGAGGAGGGUCAGGGUCAGCAGCAAGAUGCGGGACAUGAUGACCACGACGAGUCCGAGAUGCCUAUUACGGACCAGGAGGUUGACUUUCUUGAUCGUCGCAAUGACGAAGAGACUCUUCAUCCUGUAGCGAACAAGAAGAAUAAGAAGUCCAGCGGCAGCAGCAAGACAAAAUCCAAGGCCAACAACAAUAACAAGUCCAAGCGCAGGGCAUAG